Gorilla gorilla gorilla (western lowland gorilla) is the source of this 5445-nucleotide messenger RNA. It is a transcript of the gene PRKAG2, whose product is annotated as protein kinase AMP-activated non-catalytic subunit gamma 2. The transcript has 15 exons. The coding region runs from base 497 to 2356 and encodes 619 amino acids. Gene Ontology annotation, molecular function: AMP binding; protein kinase regulator activity; protein kinase binding. Gene Ontology annotation, cellular component: nucleus; nucleotide-activated protein kinase complex; cytoplasm. Gene Ontology annotation, biological process: protein phosphorylation; regulation of catalytic activity. NCBI's taxonomy places the organism in Eukaryota, Metazoa, Chordata, Mammalia, Primates, Hominidae. The record is from RefSeq and is a predicted model, not a curated record.
GCUGGUUUAUUCUGCGGCCGAGGAUUACAUUUAUGCACGAACGGUCUUACUGGCUCCAGAUUCCCCACUUGGGCACAGGCUAGGAGGCUUGUUUUCCAAAUUGCUGGUUUUAAUUGCACCUGCCUUUCAGAUUACCUCUGGGAAUCUGUGGGAGGAGCCGAGAGGGUGGAAAAUGUUUCUUCGCUUUGCAAAAGGAAGAAAACUUUGUCACCCAGCGGGAGACCUCAGCCACGAGUAACCCGGGGAGACACCAGAACCGGGACGGGCUUUGACUGAUUUGCCUGCGAGGGUUCCGUAGGAAAGGACGCUUGAACUCGGCGCUUCGGCGGCGGCGGCGCGAGUUCCCUGCUCACCCUCCCUCUCCGCGGAAGUCCCCACGAGGUGGCUUCAGGGUGUAACAGAGCGCGCGGCUCCAGUCCGAAGGCAGCGGCCGGGUGAGGGAAGGAGGGGACCGAACCCCCGAGGAGUUUCCCAGAAUCAACUUCUGGUUAGAGUUAUGGGAAGCGCGGUUAUGGACACCAAGAAGAAAAAAGAUGUUUCCAGCCCCGGCGGGAGCGGCGGCAAGAAAAAUGCCAGCCAGAAGAGGCGUUCGCUGCGCGUGCACAUUCCGGACCUGAGCUCCUUCGCCAUGCCGCUCCUGGACGGAGACCUGGAGGGUUCCGGAAAGCAUUCCUCUCGAAAGGUGGACAGCCCCUUCGGCCCAGGCAGCCCCUCCAAAGGGUUCUUCUCCAGAGGCCCCCAGCCCCGGCCCUCCAGCCCCAUGUCUGCACCUGUGAGGCCCAAGACCAGCCCCGGCUCUCCCAAAACCGUGUUCCCGUUCUCCUACCAGGAGUCCCCACCGCGCUCCCCUCGACGCAUGAGCUUCAGUGGGAUCUUCCGCUCCUCCUCCAAAGAGUCUUCCCCCAACUCCAACCCUGCUACCUCACCCGGGGGCAUCAGGUUUUUCUCCCGCUCCAGAAAAACCUCCGGCCUCUCCUCCUCUCCGUCAACACCCACCCAAGUGACCAAGCAGCACACGUUUCCCCUGGAAUCCUAUAAGCACGAGCCUGAACGGUUAGAGAAUCGCAUCUAUGCCUCGUCUUCCCCUCCGGACACAGGGCAGAGGUUCUGCCCGUCUUCCUUCCAGAGCCCAACCAGGCCUCCACUGGCAUCACCGACACACUAUGCUCCCUCCAAAGCCGCGGCGCUGGCGGCGGCCCUGGGACCCGCGGAAGCCGGCAUGCUGGAGAAGCUGGAGUUCGAGGACGAAGCAGUAGAAGACUCAGAACGUGGUGUUUACAUGCGAUUCAUGAGGUCACACAGGUGUUACGACAUCGUUCCAACCAGUUCAAAGCUUGUUGUCUUUGAUACUACAUUACAAGUUAAAAAGGCCUUCUUUGCUUUGGUAGCCAACGGUGUCCGAGCAGCGCCACUGUGGGAGAGUAAAAAACAAAGUUUUGUAGGAAUGCUAACAAUUACAGAUUUCAUAAAUAUACUACAUAGAUACUAUAAAUCACCUAUGGUACAGAUUUAUGAAUUAGAGGAACAUAAAAUUGAAACAUGGAGAGAGCUUUAUUUACAAGAAACAUUUAAGCCUUUAGUGAAUAUAUCUCCAGAUGCAAGCCUCUUCGAUGCUGUAUACUCCUUGAUCAAAAAUAAAAUCCACAGAUUGCCCGUUAUUGACCCUAUCAGUGGGAAUGCACUUUAUAUACUUACCCACAAAAGAAUCCUCAAGUUCCUCCAGCUUUUUAUGUCUGAUAUGCCAAAGCCUGCCUUCAUGAAGCAGAACCUGGAUGAGCUUGGAAUAGGAACGUACCACAACAUUGCCUUCAUACAUCCAGACACUCCCAUCAUCAAAGCCUUGAACAUAUUUGUGGAAAGACGAAUAUCAGCUCUGCCUGUUGUGGAUGAGUCAGGAAAAGUUGUAGAUAUUUAUUCCAAAUUUGAUGUAAUUAAUCUUGCUGCUGAGAAAACAUACAAUAACCUAGAUAUCACGGUGACCCAGGCCCUUCAGCACCGUUCACAGUAUUUUGAAGGUGUUGUGAAGUGCAAUAAGCUGGAAAUACUGGAGACCAUCGUGGACAGAAUAGUAAGAGCUGAGGUCCAUCGGCUGGUGGUGGUAAAUGAAGCAGAUAGUAUUGUGGGUAUUAUUUCCCUGUCGGACAUUCUGCAAGCCCUGAUCCUCACACCAGCAGGUAAAAUGCUGGUUUCUGACCUUUGCCAUCGGCGUCUAGGAAGGGUGGGAGGUAGAACAGGAAGUGCAGCAUUUAAACCAUCAUUUCUCCACCCACCUACAGAUCAAGGCUUUGAGUAUAUUACUUUGAAACCAUUUUCGUUUUCUCUUCAGUUGGGAAGUUUAAGUGUUCUGCGUGAGUGAGGAAAGUGUAUAGAACGUAUUCGAAGUUAAGAGCAUCCUAUCAAGGUCAGUGGCCCCCUAAAUGACUUGGGAGCCAUUGCCAUGUUCAUCAUAACCUUUUCCACUGAAAAGACCUCUUCAAUUGUGCUUUGUGAGAGAACUAGUGACCAGAAACAUAGAGGGAACGUCACUGGCUUCUAUUGAUGCCUUCGUCUUUCCUUAAAGAGAAAAAAAAACUUAUAUUUUGAGUAGAUAACACAGAAUACCUAAACACAAACUUUUAUUCAUUAAUAUUGUACAGAAAUCACAUUCACUUUCAAACAGAGUGUGGUUAAACUCAUUUUUUGACAGAUUCACUUUGAGCAAGCCCUCAGAGUCUCAGACAGUGAGGAGCAGAGAGAAAGGGAGAGGGCUUUAGACAAGAGGAGCUGGCCUUCCUCUCAUUUCACACACUCAGUAGUAAGAGGUGGGCUUCGGAGUUCUUAAAACUGCCAUCCCUCCCUUCCCUCCUCCUCUUCUUCCCAUCCCUCCACCUCCCCAGCCCCAGUCAAAUAUGAACAACCCAGCCUUUGUCAGGGCCACAUGGACCCGAUGUGGGAGCAAACAGCAUGCCCUUUGAACUCUCAGAAUCCAAUAUUAAACGGUGUGUGUGCUACAGUAUUGAUUUCUCUUUAGUUCAGAAAUUUCAGUUAAGACUAGUUUUUACAAUUAAGUCUGUAACCCAAAAAUACCUACCCUAAAGGAAUCUUCACCACCUGCAAGAAACAUGUCUUAUUCGCUAAAUGAGAACACCAAGAGAAAUUCCAGUACAGCAGUGAUCUUUCCGAGGUGGUCCUCAGGCCAGGCAUCAUCACCACCACCUGGAAUUUACUAGAAAAUGAAAUGUUCACGUUUGGGCCCCGUCCCAUAUCCACUGAAUCAGAAACUCUAGAAAUGGGGCCUGGUGCAGUCAGUCACUUGCAAACUUCAAGUGUUUAAAAGACCUGAAUCUCACAAUAGUCGCUAUAAUCAUGAAACAUUAAGAACUAAACGAAUGUUAAUGCCAUAAAACUGGAAAUAAUCCAAAUAUCUUUGAAAAGAAGAAUGGAUAAAUUGUGUCACAUUCAUUCGAUGGAAUACGAUACAGGAUUGAAAACGAACAGUACAGCUGCGUUCAACAGUGGAGGAAUCUCACAGGCAACAUUGAACAGAGGGAGCCAGGCUCACCCAGACCAUCAUUAAAUUCAUAUAAAUUUCCAAGCAGGCAUAACUGCACAGCACAUUUGUGCUAACUAGAAAAGGCCUCUUCUCUGGGCAGAUUUAUCCCCACAGGUAUAUAGCUUAGCACCUUCAGAAAAAGAUGCCCCGUUUCCAGCCCUGGACCACGGGACACAGUCUGCCCAGCGGGUCAGGCUGAAUGUCAGCUCUUGUCUGUCUCUUUGGGCAUUACAAAAAGAGUAAACAAGUCAAGUGAUUCAUCCUCUCUGUUUCUUGAUAUCUCAAACCAUAAGAAUGAACGGUUGUGCUGGAUGAGUUCAAAUUUCCAUCCAGAUUUGGUAUUUCAAAAAUUCUAAGUCGUUGCAAUGCCCCUCCCAUCACUGCUGGUGCAGGGAGGAAUCUAUUUCCAGCUGGAAUUUGGAAUGUAUGUUACCAUAGAAAUUGUGCCAUGAAGAUGGGGGUAGCUGGAUUGGAAUUCCUUAUGAUACAGUGUAUACAGCACGAUUCGUUGAGGAAAACAUUCCGUGUUACUAAUAACUGGAUUACAAGUGAACUUUUGGAGUGGAACUCAGGGAGCGCCUGCAUCUGAUCAACAGUCGCAAAUGAGGAGGCCCCCACCAUGAGGCCAAGUCCCAGCUGUCCCGCCCGAGCGCUGUCUGAAUGUAAGCAAGUCGCUUCACCUCCUUCAGCCCCAAUUUCUUCAGCGGAGAAGGAGCGGGCUGAUACAGGCCCGUCUCCCUCCUACGUUGCUAUGAAAAGAGCUGAAAGCCGUGCACAAAAGCCAUGUGUGUGCAAUGAGGCGCAGUGCCUGGGACCUGCACUGUUAGGUGGUUGUCCAUGGAAUAGUCAGUAAGAGGCAGUUUGAUGAAGCGUCUGCUGUUACUCGAUUAAAAGGUGGUAAAGGUGAUUCUUUUCAUCGGGCAAUGGCCACCGUUCCCCAGAGGGAUACUGGUUCAACACAAUAACAUUUUCUCUUUUUCAAAAAAGGUUUUGGCAACAGUUCAUUGUCAAACUUAGACUGUCCAAAUGAACCCAUGUGUGCGUGCAUCCAGUGCGUGGGCAGUCUGAUGCUAGGAGCUACAAUGUUUUAGCCACACACUCUGAUAGAUUGCCGAUCUCUUUCAGGGGUCUAGCGUCUGGUGAAAAAAUAGGAGAGAAACUCCUGUGAUGAGAAAAAUAGUAGCUCUCCCUGCCAAUCCACUGUGGAAUGUCCUAGCCAGAUACUUGUUAGGUGCAAUUAUCCUUCAGAAUAUUUAUAAAGUUUUUUUUUUUUUUUUUUUUUUUUGAGACGGAGUUUCACUCUUGUCAACCAGGCUGGAGUGCAAUGGCAUGAUCUCUCGGCUCACUGAAACCUCCGCCUCCCGGAUUCAGGCGAUUCUCCUGCCUCAGUCUCCCAAGUAGCUGGGAUUACAGGUGCCCGCCACUACGCCCAGCUAAUUUUUGUAUUUUUAGUAGAGACAGGGUUUCACCAUGUUGGCCAGGCUGGUCUUGAACUCCUGAUCUCAGGUGAUCUGCCCGCCUCCGCCUCCCAAAGUGUUGGAAUUACAGAUGUGAGCCACCGCGCCCGGCCUAAACCUUUUUUUAAUACAUAUUUGUAAGAGUGCACAACUGAAAUACUUCACACCUUCACUAAAACAUACCUACAUAUUUCUUAGUAAAAUUUUUUAGGAGUGGAAUUAUUUUUUUUUCCAAGUUAAAUCUGACAUAUUUAGAAUGACAAGAUGUUACGUGGAUCCAAGCUGCCCGAACGAUUGGGUGGGAGAUGGGAGCUUGGGCCACCUGCUCCUUCCCACGUCGCCCUCCUCCGAAGCCUCUGGAUUAUCCUCCUAAGGCACUGCCGACACAGGUAGAAACCCCUGGGGUAGAGAACCCUGCUGUUACCAUGAGCUUUGAAACUUUCAUCUUCCAUCCAC